AUGAUGACCCUUGCUGGAACAAAACGCACGGCCGGAACGCCCUACGCAUCACCAACCAAGGCCGCAGCGUCAGCGAAGAGGUCUCGCACACAAUAUGAUUAUUGCGACGAGGAAGACCUCGAGUCGCUGCAUGAAGAUCAAUGGAGCGCUGACUGGGAUUCGGGGUCAGAAAUGAGCAUAGAUGGCGAUGACGAGCGCGACAGCCUGAAGGACAGAUUCCUGACAAGCCCCCAGAAACGAAGCGCGCCUUCGAUCAUAUCCAGGCAGGCUGCUAACAUCCAAAAGGAAUCCAGGAAUCUGCCUCCUGCCGCAAAUGUACAUCGCAGAUUUGGCUCAAAGAGCUCCGAAAGAAUAUACUGCGUCGGCUGUGCUUGCAUCAGCCAGAACAUAGCAAAGCUGGAGCGCCAGCCCCUCUUCGAUCUGAUACUCGAAAAGGCCUUUCUCAUGGAAGAGUUUCACGACUACGUGAGUGUGCCCUACAUUGAGUGGAGGGCGAAAUGGGACCGAGUUCCUGUCUCUGAGCGAGACAGUGGCGCCGGCCUUUUCCUCAAGCAAGAGUUGCUCCGCUUGGGCCUUACAUCCCGGGAGGGUCAGCUCGUCUUCUACUCUUUCUGCCGUCGUGAUGGGUGGCAAGAAACUGAGCAUAAUUGGCAUUGUCGCAUUUGUAGCGACUGUAUGGAGUGGAGGGAGUGGCAUUUGGUGAGGCUCGACCUGAUAUGGUAG
Messenger RNA from Diaporthe amygdali, 723 nucleotides. RefSeq lists its product as uncharacterized. The transcript has 4 exons. NCBI's taxonomy places the organism in Eukaryota, Fungi, Ascomycota, Sordariomycetes, Diaporthales, Diaporthaceae. The record is from RefSeq and is a predicted model, not a curated record. The coding region runs from base 1 to 723 and encodes 240 amino acids.